GCUUCUUCCACUGUGACUUAGAGUUGUCUUGCUCAGCUGAACGAUAUUCACAUACGUGGAGGACACCAUCGAACCACGAUACGCAUGGGGAUAUUAUCCCGUUAUACACGAGUAUAAAUCUGACUCGACUUGUGAGAGAUUUUGACUGUCUGCCCUUUACCCAACUAUUCAUCACUGACUCACCCAUGUCUUCAACUCAAACGGAAGUGCAGACUACAGCUGAAGCCAAGCUGGGGCCGAGUUCUUCCGCAUCUAUUCGAGCUCGGUCUCCUCAACCUCCUGAAUCUUUUCUUGUUGACCAGGGUUCUGAACCGAUUCAAUUGGCCGAAUUGGGACAUCGCAAUAGCCAUGGUAGCAAAUCUCAAGUAGACGUCGCCAAGAACAGUGCGACACCAUCUGUAGCGUCUUUCUUUGAACAGACGUCCAAGUCCACUCGUUGGAAAGCGAAUCUACAGUUUUUCACCCUAUGUUGGACGUUAUUUUUGGCUGGUUGGAAUGAUGGAACAACCGGUCCACUCUUGCCUAGGAUCCAAAGUGUUUACCAUGUCGGCUACGCCGUUGUGUCAUUGAUCUUCGUCUUCAAUUGCAUCGGUUUCGUGAGCGCAGCCGCUGCGAAUGUCUACCUAACCGAUAGAUUUGGUUUUGGCAAGGUCAUGGUCUUGGGUUCGAUGGCGCAGGUAAUCGGGUAUGCAAUCGCCUCACCGGCUCCUCCGUUCCCUGUUCUUGUGUUAGCCUAUGCCAUCAAUGGCUUUGGCCUAGCGCUUCAGGAUGCUGGAGCUAACGGAUAUGUUGCGAGCUACAAACAUGGGGCUGUUACAAAAAUGGGUGUUCUGCAUGCGGUAUAUGGCGUCGGAGCGCUGACAGCUCCUUUGGUUGCGACCCAGUUCUCCCAUAUGCCUCGCUGGUCGUUCCAUUUUUUAACGUCCUUAGGUAUUGCACUGUCUAAUGUAAUCCUGCUCACUGCGGUGUUCCGCCUCAAAACCCAAGACGAGUGUCUCGCGCAGAUUGGACAGCUACCUCAAGAGACGUCAUCGACCAAUGAGGACAACAAGUACCGUCAAAUCUUUAGAAUGAAAGAAGUUCAUCUGCUGGCAGUCUUUAUCUUAAUUUACGUCGGUGUUGAAGUCACUCUUGGUGGCUGGAUUGUGACGUACGUCAUCAAGGAAAGGGGAGGCGGAACUUCGUCUGGUUACGUCUCUUCAGGUUUCUUCGGUGGGCUUACCCUCGGGCGUGUUGCACUUCUCUGGGUCAACAAGAAGAUUGGAGAACGCCGUGUAAUAUUUAUCUACGUGGUUUUGGCCAUCGCGCUCGAGCUCGUUGUUUGGCUCGUACCCUCACUGAUCGGCGGUGCAGUAGCCGUCUCCUUCGUUGGUCUGUUGCUCGGACCUAUCUACCCAAUUGUCAUGAACCACUCCGCACGCAUCCUUCCACCUUGGCUUCUGACAGGAAGUAUCGGUUGGAUUGCUGGAUUUGGCCAAGCGGGGUCCGCGUUCUUGCCCUUUUUGACCGGUGCUAUUGCUUCUAGCAAAGGCAUAGGGAGUUUGCAACCUUUGGUUGUUUCUAUGAUGGGAUUUAUGUUAUUCCUUUGGUUCAUGGUACCAAAUUCUGCCCGGCGAGUGGAUUAGUACUGCUGAGAUCUUAUGUCUUUGAAGAUGAAUAAUAACAGUUGUAUAGAUGGUCUCUGGGUACAUGUAAAAAUAUAGUUUGAAGACAGGCAAGCUUCUC
Somion occarium is the source of this 1725-nucleotide messenger RNA. Lineage: Eukaryota; Fungi; Basidiomycota; Agaricomycetes; Polyporales; Cerrenaceae. The record is from the annotation of a GenBank genome assembly.